UCUUUUUGAGGAUUUUAAUUUUUUUCUCAAACAUGGUGGUGUUGAGCCAUGUUAGAUAGAUUUAUAAUUUGGUUGUGGUUGUUUUUUAAUAACUAUUGAAUUUACGAUGUGGUUUUUUUUUUUUUAUGAAAGGAACAAAGUUAUUGGGUUGAUAGUGAUAAAGUUGAUGAUGAUAGUGUAGAUGCACAAUUUGAUGUCAAUGCUGAAGAUGGGGUGAAUGAUGAGCGUAAUGUGACUCUUGAAGAUUGUGUGAAUGUCGAAGAUGGGUUGAAUGUUGAAGAAGGAGUCAAUCUUCAAGAACAAGUGAAUGUGGAAGAUUCGAGUAGUGGGGCUUUGGAGCCAUUUAUUGGUAUGAUAUUUGACGAUGUGGAAGACGCCCAAUCAUUUUACAAAGCUUACGCAAGACGGAAAGGUUUUGCAAUUCGGACAAAUCAUACUCGAUUGUCGAAAGAUGACAAAAAACUUUGUGCAGUAGACUAUGUUUGCACAAGGGAAGGAUUUCGGCGGGUAAGUCGAAAAGAAAAAGAAAGAACAGUUCCUGAGAUUGCUGAGACAAAGAUUGGAUGUAAAGCAAUUAUGGGAGUAAAAAAAGAUGGUGAAAAGUGGAUGGUGAACAAGUUUGUGGUUGGACAUAACCACAUUCUACUUACACCAAGGAGUGCUAGUUUGCUCCGCGGAAAUAGAAAGGUUACUAAAGUCCAAAAAAACCUUAUCAUGACUUUGAAUGAGUCCGGUGUACCGACAAGAAAGAUUAUGUCAGUGUUGAGUAAAGAAUCAGGUGGUGACUUCAAUGUUGGCUGUAUUGAUAAGGAUGUUGAAAACUACUUGGGAAACAAGAGGAGAAAAGUAUUUGAAGAGGGGGAUGCGCAAAGGUUAUAUUCUUACUUUCUUGAGCGACAACUCACAGAACUUGGGUUUGUGUACUCCAUGCAAGUUGAUAAGGAUGGGUGUAUGGGAAGUUGUUUUUGGGCUGAUGCGCAAUCAAGAGCUGCAUAUCAGUAUUUUGGAGAUGUUGUUACAUUUGAUGCCACAUACCUGACCAAUGUGUAUAAGAUGCCAUUUGUGCCAUUUUCUGGAGUUAACCAUCAUCAUCAGACCAUAAUGUUUGGUUGUGCGUUAUUGGUUAAUGAAACAGCUGAAUCAUAUACAUGGUUAUUGAGGACAUGGCAAGAGGCAAUGCUUGGUAAAGCUCCUGCAACUAUUAUUACCGAUGAUGACAAGGCAAUGGCGAAGGCAAUUGCAGAGGUACUCCCGCAUACAACUCAUAGGUUAUGUUUGUGGCAUAUUUUACAAAAGUUUCCUGAACACUUGGCCCAUGUUUAUAACAAAUUUCUGGACUUUGACAAAGAUUUCCGUCAUUGCAUCCAUGAGACAAUUACAACUGAUGAGUUCGAGCAAGAAUGGGGCUGUAUAUUAGAGAAGUAUGAACUAGAAGAAAAUAAUUGGUUGCAGAAUCUUUAUAGCCGACGGGAUAAAUGGGUUCCGGCUUACUUGCGUUCGACAUUUUGUGCUGGCAUGUCAACAACUCAAAGGAGCGAAAGCAUGAACAAAUUUUUCAAAGAUUACGUUCGUUCAAGCACUAUGGUAAGUGAUUUUGUGUAUCAGUAUGAAAAAGCAAUAGAUGCACGUUACUUUAAAGAAAAAGAGAAGGAUGUGCGGACAAGAUUUACGCAGGCUAUAUUGAAGACACCUCUUAAAAUUGAAGAGGAGGCGACAAUGGUUUAUACAAGAAAGUCUUUCAUGAUCUUCCAAGAUGAACUGUUCAAUAGUUUACGGUACAAAGCUACAAAAUUAUCUAAAGAGGGUGAAAGAAAGACAUAUGGAGUGGUAAUAAGUGGUAAAGAGAAACCACUUUAUCAUGUGACAUUGGAAAAUGGUGAAGAACAGACAACAUGUACAUGCCAAUGUGGGAGUUUAUGGGGCUUCUUUGUCGGCAUAUCUUGUGUGUUUUUGGCAAGAAAUCGAUAUUAGAUAAAUUGCCACAGCAUUGGGUGAAAGAAAGAUGGACUAUUAAUGCUAAGGCUCGACCCAUUCCUGACAUACCAUUAAUUGAAGGGCAAGUUCAGGUAGGACAAGAUGAUCCUAUGAUGAGAAAAAACAAGUUGAUGAUUCAACUUUAUGACAUUGUUGAACUUGGCUCACAGUCAACUGAAAAACACAAUCAUCUAUGUCUUGCAUUGGAGAAGGUUCAUAAAGAGUUACUUGCAAUGGAAGAUCAUGUAGCAUGUUCACAAAGAGGGGAGUCAACCAAUAUUAUCCAAAACGAAAGAAGUCAAGUUGUAUCGAAUUUUUCACAAACGGUCCAGGAUCCUCCACGGGUGCCAACAAAAGGACGGCCAAAAUCGUUGAGAUCGAAAAACCCAAAAGAAACACAGACAACAAAGAAAAGACGUUGUAGCAUUUGCAAGAAUGAGGGACAUGUUAAAAACAAUUGUCCUUCAGUGAGGGAUUUUGGGCAAGCAACUGACAACACAUCAAUACAUUUAGAAUGAUUGAUGGCUUCCCAUGUGACAUUGGAAUGUAGCAGAUUUGCUUGAUUUACAUGGUCCUUUCUUUAGAAGUGGCAUUUUUUGUAAUAGAAUGUAGAUACAUGACACUUUUGUAAUGGUGUUUCACUUUUGUGGCACUUUAUUGGUUUUGGGAUUUUUGUUAGAAGAUUUUUGUUUGAAAUUAUUGUAAUGGGAUUUUGAUAGAAGGUUUUUGUACCAAUGUGGCACUUCAUCUAGUCAAAUUAUAA
Messenger RNA from Carya illinoinensis, 2737 nucleotides. Its product is annotated as protein FAR1-RELATED SEQUENCE 5-like. The coding region runs from base 352 to 1971 and encodes 539 amino acids. The record is from RefSeq and is a predicted model, not a curated record. The transcript has 3 exons. NCBI's taxonomy places the organism in Eukaryota, Viridiplantae, Streptophyta, Magnoliopsida, Fagales, Juglandaceae.